Molecule: messenger RNA, 2400 nt
Organism: Arabidopsis lyrata subsp. lyrata
Lineage: Eukaryota; Viridiplantae; Streptophyta; Magnoliopsida; Brassicales; Brassicaceae
Exons: 4
Coding region: 768-2081 (437 amino acids)
Source: RefSeq, a predicted model, not a curated record
GGGUUUUGACUGGGAAUGGAAAUAUUUGAGGAAAGGGUUUUUAAAAGCAGAAAAUCUCUACUUUUUUUGGAAUUUGAAAUCACAAAGUUUAAUUACUGAAUUUAAUGACAUCUGUUUAGAUAUCAAUAAUAAUACUUGCUCUCUUCCCUACUCACAUUUAUAUUGUGCUCUCUCUGUCCAUAUACUGAAAAACUUGAAUAGAGAGUAAAGACAUUAUUACUACACUUGCUUUCUCUCUCUCUCUUGCAAGUUGUUAGAAACAUUUCUCCUUCUUUAAUCUCCUCCUCCUCCUGUCUUUGUCUUUCGUUUUCAUUUCUCAUCUUUCGAUUUUGUUUUGCUUUUAUUUAUGGGUUUGUCUUUCUUUCUUAAAUUUUGAAUCUUUUUCUUUCUUUUUGUUUUUUUCUCACUCUCUUCCUCAGUGUACUAGUUUCAGUGGAGUGUUGAUUUACCAGGUAAUGCUAGUGAUUUAUGAAUCGUAUCUGAACUUUCACACAAAUGCUCUUGUUCCUACUGAUCUUGUGAAAAUUUUGAUUCUUUCUUUAUGCAUUUUCCAUCUUCUGUCGGUUGCUCUGAUUCUCUAGGGUUUGGUCAUGAUUCUCUGAGAUCCUACUAGAUUCAUGCAUUUUACACAUUCUGUGGUUUAGUUGCUACUUUGAUUAAGUCCGUUGGGGCAGAAGAGAAUCCUUCUUUCAUGCAAACAAGUCUCAAUUUAGAUCUUAAGAUUUAACAAAACAGACACUACUCUUCCAAGUGUGUUUGAGGAGGCAAUGGAUUUCUUGAGAGUUAGAAAAUUUCGAAAGUCACGGAAGCCAAACCUUGAAAAGGAGAAAGAAGACAAGAUUUUGGCUCAGCAAGAGCAGGCAAGGAGUGAUAACACUGAAGCUGGUGUGAUAGAUUCGGCUAAAACAGAUGAGAUCGAAGAUGACGAUGAUGAUUUCAUUACCAAUGAGGUUAAGAGAAGGCUCAAGGAGUUGAGGAGAAACAGUUUCAUGGUGUUGAUACCUGAGGAAGAAGAAGAAGAAGAAGAAGAGGAAUCGUAUCUAGACGAAGAUGAUGACGACGGAGAAGACAAGUGUUCAAGUGAGUGGAGAGAUGUGGUCGCUGAAGGACUUCAAUGGUGGGGAGGUUUUGAUGCGGUCUAUGAAAAGUAUUGUGAGCGAAUGCUCUUCUUUGAUCGCUUAAGCUCUCAGCAGCUCAAGGAAACUGGCAUUGGAAUUGCUCCAAGUCCUUCAACUCCAUCGCCAAGAUCUGCAUCUAAAAAGCUGUCAUCGCCAUUUCGAUGUCUAUCUCUCAAGAAGUUGGAUGUUCCCGAGGAAGAUAUCGAGCAUUUGCAGCCGACGGAAAUUGACCCUUAUCAAGAUCUGGAGACGGCCUAUGUUGCUCAACUCUGCCUCACUUGGGAGGCACUUCACUGUCAAUACACGCAGCUGAGCCACUUAAUCUCAUGCCAACCCGAAACCCCGACUUGUUACAACCAUACUGCCCAACUGUUUCAGCAAUUCCUAGUCUUGUUGCAGAGGUAUAUAGAGAAUGAACCAUUUGAACAAGGCUCAAGAUCUGAACUUUAUGCACGUGCUAGAAAUGCAAUGCCUAAGCUACUUCAAGCUCCUAAGAUUCAAGGGUCAGAUAAAAAGGAGAUGGAGAAAGAUACAGGUUUCAUGGUCCUCGCUGAUGAUCUCAUCCAAAUCAUCGAGAGCUCGAUCCUUACUUUCAACGUUUUCUUGAAAAUGGACAAGAAGAAACCAAAUGGGGGUAUUCACUUGUUUGGGAACCACAACAACAACCAUUUAAAUUCUAUAACUCCUUUACUACUGGUUCAGUCAUCCAUUGAUAAGAAGAGAGUGAAAGCGAAGGAGCUUUCAAAGAAGACAAAAGGGCUGAGAAAGAAAUCAUGGCCUCAAACAUGGGAAGGUGUUCAACUCUUGUUUGCAGCCAUUGACAUCAAACUCGCAACACGGGUAUUGAGGAUGUCGAGAAUCAGUAAAGAGCAACUUCUAUGGUGUGAAGAAAAGAUGAAAAAGCUCAACUUUUCAGCUGGGAAGCUUCAAAGACACCCAUCUCCAAUUCUUUUCCCAUGUUGAUAAUAAAAUGAUGAACAACACACAAUGAUUUCAAAUUCAGUCGCAUCAACUGUUCCCUUUUUAUCCGAUCAUAAAGAUUCCGGUUUGGGGAUUUUUCUUUUGCAGACAAAUCAAAGAAGAAAUUGUGUGUUUGUUCCAUUUGCUAUCAUUCAUUCUCUUUGCAAUAAGGGUCCAAUUCCAAGAACACACUUGUUUUGGUCAUAGAUUCACUAUUAAGGGACCAUUUUCAUUGUUGUCGUUUGGAUUUAGCACAUAUGAAAGAAUCCAAUGUUGUCUUGUUGAUGGGAAACUAAAUCCAUGAUCAUGAUGAUGAUGGUGA